This is a messenger RNA of Paramisgurnus dabryanus, 2234 nucleotides long. RefSeq names its product coiled-coil domain containing 106b (gene ccdc106b). Gene Ontology annotation, cellular component: nucleoplasm. The record is from RefSeq and is a predicted model, not a curated record. Lineage: Eukaryota; Metazoa; Chordata; Actinopteri; Cypriniformes; Cobitidae.
CUCGGAGCCAAUCACCAUGCGGACGCUGUGGGCUUAGCAAAACAUAGUGGUUGAAGUUGCAGUUGUUUGUGAAUACCAGUCUGAUCCAUGUUACCAUUUUCAUCAUGACUGAUGCCCAAAGAAACACGAGGAACUACAAUGAUUUAAAGAAUGAAGAUGGCUAUGAAAUCUCCAUCCCAUUCGAGGACAGCAAUCUAGUUGAAUCUGGUUUCUAUAAUCAGCAUGGCCAAGCCUUUGAUGGAGAUUCGAGCCAGGUUUCUGCUUGCAGUCCGUACUUUUUGAUUUCUACCCUCCGAGCCCAGCUGCAGAUAUCUUUAGAGAAGAAUUCCUGGCUCCAGAAGCGCAUCGAAGAUCUGGAGGAGGAGAGGGACUUUCUACGCUGCCAACUCGACAGAUUUAUUUUCACAACCAGGAGCCAGGAGAGGAAUGACCCUCAGAUAGAGGCUGUACAGCACCCCACCAAACAGAAGCCUGUCAUUCGGAAGACAUCCACCCCUUCUCCAACACCCAUGAUGACACGAUCCGGCCAGAUUCUUACACGCAACCAGAUGAAAAAGCGCAGCAGACAAAGCAGUGCGCAAGAUGAUGAUGAUGAUGAUGAAGAGGAGGAAGUAAUUGAGGAGGAAGAGUAUAUAGAAGAGGACGGCUACUUGGAAGAAGAGCAGAUUGUUACAGAUGAGGAUAACGAUGAUUUAGAUUGUAAAAGUUCACGAAAGGGCCGUACAGGUAAACCGAACGGCCAGACCAGAGUUAAAAGAAGACGUGUUUUCCGUAUCGCCCGGACCAUGGAGAGACAGAGAGUUAAAGACCCUGCAGGUGUUCUGCUUCGCUACAAGAAGAUCCUUGUAACCUACCAGAAGUUGAAGAGCAUGUCUAGAGCAUUCCAGGUUCACGGGGUUGACCGCAACACCGUGGCCUCCACCACACCUAUUGCAGAGCUGCUCCUGGUCGCCCCAGAGAAGGUAGCGGAUGUUGGUGAAUUUGAUUCAUCCAAAGAGAAGCUUCUGGAUUACGCAAGGCGUUGCUAUAAAGCUCUGGAUGAGGCUUCUCACGCAAAGGUGCAGGCCUUAAAGAAGAGCAACCUUUUACUGCCCAUUUCAUACAGGUUUAGGCACUGAAUUUUGAAAACAACAUAUUCAUGUUUUGGUGAGAAGCGGAGUUGUGAUUUUGAGGUAGUGGUUUGGAAAAUAUGGAAAAACAUGGGAUAUUUUUUUUUUUUAUCCCUGCCUCAGCUUUUGGAGUAAAAAACUUUUGCCACAACUUUUGCGAGUUUUUUGGUGAUGGUAAUUCCACUUUAUAAUGGUGCAAGAAACAUUGUUUUUGUUAAUGCUGUAAUGUAAAUGGGAUGGCUGACGAUUCAAUCUAUAUUUAUAUUAUUUAUCAGCUUGUUUGAUCCCAGCUGGAAUGUGUGAGCUCAUUUCAAUUGUGUUGACCAAGAAAGAAAUGGCCAAUCCUUAAAAGUUGAAAGUGAUAAAUAGUCAAUAGAAGAAAAAAAUAGUCAAUCACUGUAUUUGAAGGGUAACUUUAUAUUAUUUAAUAUAUGCUAAAGUUAGUUAUUGUAAAGUUUAAAAAAAGUUAGUGCCUAACACCUUAAAUGUAAAUGUCAUAUCAUCAAAUGUUUGUGUUUGGAGUGAUAUAAGGAGCCGUUUGGGAUCUUUUUUUGAUAGAAUCACUUGGGCUGAAGAUCAUGUAAGAAAUAAAGUUUACAAUUUGCUACACUCUCAGAAAAGAAAACUUCUUAAAUCAUCUUAAGACCUUCUAAGUGUUGUCAGUAUUAUUCUAUCAUUCAAAAUAUUUUUGUUUUGACAAAAGAGAAGCACAUCGGCCUGAGAGUGUUGUGUAUUACUGAUAUGUCAUAUCAACUUUAUAAAUAAUUUUUUUGUAAUUGUGUUUUCUGCACACUUUUGGUACCCUUUUUUUUGACUACUCAUGAGGUACGACAGCAAACCUCAAAUAUAUAUUUGUUUAUUAAAAUCUUGUUGAUGAUAAAAUAUUUAUGAUAGAAUGGUUUAACACCAAAACCAAAAGUGUUUUGUGUUUCAACCAGUCAAUGCUAAUUGUUUAUUUAUUUUCUUGAUAUGGCUGUAUAAGAGAUCACGUAAUGCUAAAGCAGUGUUUAUACAUUGAAUUGCAGUUUUUUGGCAUUUUAGUUUACAUUGCAUUUAGUGUUAUGGCACUUUUUUGUGAUAUUUUUGUGUGUAUAUUAUUUACAUACACUAUUUUUUGUAUUAUUA